This is a messenger RNA of Phytophthora sojae, 2883 nucleotides long. RefSeq lists its product as hypothetical. The transcript has a single exon. The record is from RefSeq and is a predicted model, not a curated record. Lineage: Eukaryota; Oomycota; Peronosporomycetes; Peronosporales; Peronosporaceae. Gene Ontology annotation, molecular function: pectate lyase activity. Bases 1 to 2883 code for a protein of 960 amino acids.
AUGGCUCGGCGUCUACUAGGUGUAGUACUGGCCGCUGUGCUAGCGCACCAUGGGCUCGCCUCCGCUGCUUCAAAUAAUACGGGCACGGCGCCUGGAUUUGCUGCGGGAACCACAGGCGGAGGCAACGCGAAACCUGUCUACCCCACGUCCAUCAAGGAACUCGCCGCCUACCUCAGCGACGCCGAGCCUCGCGUUAUCGUGCUCAACCAGGAGUUCAAGUUUGUCGACACCGAAGGCUCCACCACAGAGGGCGGUUGCCGCCCGACCAACAACCAGCAGUGUCUCGCCAAGAACAAUGGCUUCAAGGGCCAGGAUGCGAUCCUCAUGGACGGCGACACGAGCAUGAAGCAGACUGGCGGGUGCGACAGCGGCGGCACCUCGGUGGACGUGACGUACGACAACGCGGCCAAGACGGCUCUGACGGUUGCCAGUGACAAGACGCUGGUGGGCGAAGGCACCAAGGGCGUCCUCAACGGCAAGGGCCUCAUCAUCACCGGCAGCAACGUGAUCGUUCAGAACAUCCACAUUACCAACUUGAACCCUCACCUCGUGUGGGGCGGCGAUGGUAUCACUAUCCGUGGUGAGGGCGACGUCGCACCCAAGGGCGUUUGGAUUGACCACGUGAAGGUGUCGAGCGUCGGGCGUCAAAUGGUGGUCAUCAACUUUUCGGGCGCCACAGGUGUCACGAUCAGUAAUUCGGACUUCGACGGCAACACCAAGUUCUCGGCGUCGUGCGACGGCCACCACUACUGGGGUUUCUUGAUCUUGGGCAAGAAGACGGAGCUCAGUUUGAUCGGCAACUACAUCCACCACACGUCGGGCCGAUCGCCCAAGAUCGGAGGCCACAGCGGCGAGACUUCUGUCGUCCACGCGGCUAACAACUACUUCUUCGAGAACUCUGGCCACGCGUUCGACGUGGCAACGGGCGGGUAUGUGUUGGCCGAGGGCAACUACUUCGCGUCCGUCGCGUCGCCCAACCUAGACGACACAACUGGAAACUUCCUGGUGCCUACGGCAGCUGGAGAUUGCAAAACCGCAAUUGGUCGUGACUGCGCUCUAAACGUUCUUACGGAUAGUGGAAAGCUUACGGGCUACUCGCAAGACAAGGUCGCCAGUCAACUGGUUGACGUCAAGAAGCUGAUCACGGACUACAAGGCGACUGCCGCUACUAAAUUGUCAGAGGCCAGCGGAAACUUUGGUGUUGGUGAGCUGGGAGGCGGUGUCUCUCAAACAAGCGCUUCCAGUGGCGCCACCGCGACCAGCGCAGACGCGUCUGCCGCUUCUCAGGAAACCGAAACUUCUAGCGCCGACCAAGACCAGAAGCCCAACAGCCCGGUAGCUACUAAGGCUCCUGCCCCAGAGAAGGCGCCAUCUACGGAAAUGCCUUCCACUCCUGACACUCCAGCGUCGCCCAGUACACCCGCCAAGGAAACGCCUGCACCAGCUACUGCACCAACUCAAUCGAGGACUUUACCCCCGUCAACGCCAAGCCCAGGCAAAGCAAGUCCAGGUAGAGCUCAAGGAUUCGCUGCGGGGACCACGGGUGGAGGCGACGCGAAACCCGUCUACCCCACGUCCAUCAAGGAACUCGCCACCUACCUCAGCGACGCUCAGCCUCGAGUUAUCGUGCUCAACAAGGAGUUCAAGUUUGCCAAUACCGAGGGCUCCACCACGGAGAGCGGUUGCCGCCCGACCAACAACCAGCAGUGUCUCGCCAAGAACAACGGCUUCAAGGGCCAGGAUGCGAUCCUCAUGGACGGCGACACGAGCAUGAAGCAGACUGGCGGGUGCGACAGCGGCGGCACCUCGGUGGACGUGACGUACGACAACGCGGCCAAGACGGCUCUGACGGUUGCCAGUGACAAGACGCUGGUGGGCGAAGGCACCAAGGGCGUCCUCAACGGCAAGGGCCUCAUCAUCACCGGCAGCAACGUGAUCGUUCAGAACAUCCACAUUACCAACUUGAACCCUCACCUCGUGUGGGGCGGCGAUGGUAUCACUAUCCGUGGUGAGGGCGACGUCGCACCCAAGGGCGUUUGGAUUGACCACGUGAAGGUGUCGAGCGUCGGGCGUCAAAUGGUGGUCAUCAACUUUUCGGGCGCCACAGGUGUCACGAUCAGUAAUUCGGACUUCGACGGCAACACCAAGUUCUCGGCGUCGUGCGACGGCCACCACUACUGGGGUUUCUUGAUCUUGGGCAAGAAGACGGAGCUCAGUUUGAUCGGCAACUACAUCCACCACACGUCGGGCCGAUCGCCCAAGAUCGGAGGCCACAGCGGCGAGACUUCUGUCGUCCACGCGGCUAACAACUACUUCUUCGAGAACUCUGGCCACGCGUUCGACGUGGCAACGGGCGGGUAUGUGUUGGCCGAGGGCAACUACUUCGCGUCCGUCACGACGCCCAACCUAGACGACACAACUGGAAACUUUUUCGUGCCUACCCGUGAGAGCUUCUGCAAAACCGCGAUUGGUCGUGCGUGCAAGCUCAAUGUGCUCACUAGCAGUGGUAAGCUGACAGGAUAUAAUGCACGCGCGGCAUUGGGGGAGCUCAGCAAGUAUUCGAAAACCCUGGGCAGCUAUGCAGUAACUGAAGCUGCCCAGUUCAAGGAGGCGAGCGGCAACUUCGGUGUCGGUGAGCUGACUAGCACCGCUGCUGCGGGUAAGAGCCCUGGCUCGAACGAGCCCACGGUUGGGACUGUGGCUCCGUACAGCCAAGGCUCAGCAGAAACUGAGCCGAACGCUAACCAAGGAGACGUGUCUACCCAGACCGAGGUUGGCGCCGAUGCUGACUCGAACGAUGUCACUCAGACUGCCGUUCAGUCGACUGAGACUGAGGCCCGCUCGAACUCGAUCAGCAAGUGCAAGGUUCGCACCAGAAGCUGA